Messenger RNA from Trichogramma pretiosum, 798 nucleotides. RefSeq names its product coiled-coil-helix-coiled-coil-helix domain-containing protein 1. Gene Ontology annotation, molecular function: RNA binding. Bases 290 to 664 code for a protein of 124 amino acids. NCBI's taxonomy places the organism in Eukaryota, Metazoa, Arthropoda, Insecta, Hymenoptera, Trichogrammatidae. The transcript has 3 exons. Gene Ontology annotation, cellular component: mitochondrial ribosome; nucleoplasm; mitochondrion. Gene Ontology annotation, biological process: mitochondrial translation. The record is from RefSeq and is a predicted model, not a curated record.
GUUUAUAAUUUUCAUUGACAUGACGAUUUGACAGUUAGUUAGUUUAGUAAGUUUUUAUUGGCAUCAUAGUUGGUAUACAUUGCGCUGCUGUGACGAUUUGACAUCUAUCGUCUGUACGAUGCUGCCAUCGGACGAUCUGCGAGCUUAACUCUCGUUGCAUUUUUCACUAGUCCCGUAGCAGACGCCGCGAUUCACAUGAGCGGUGUCGCGCAGCGAUUCGCUUUUUUGUUUAUUUUGCACUCACUUGCAGUACAUUUGUGAAUUCAUUUUAAAACACAGGCUCAAAAAGAUGUGGUUGACGGAUAAAUUGUUCGCAUUUCGUGCUCCUGGAAGAGGCAGAAAGCCUCAACCACCCAAUGCCACAGUUUUCCAAGCGAUUCUCCCUUUGAAACUGAAGGAUAGAGUUUCAGGAAAACAUGACAAAUCCAAAGCUGGUGAUUGCUUAUAUGAAAUGUCCUUGGUUAUCGCUUGUUUGAAAGAGAACGAUUAUGAAAAUAAAUUGUGUCAAAAAGAAGUUUCUGCUUUCAAUGGUUGUUAUAAAAAGUACCUGAAAGAGUCAGCAGAAAGUAAAGCAGCUCAACAAAAAGGUAUCCUAGUACCUGGUGACAGAAAUAUGACUCGAAAACAAAUUUCAAGGUUACUUAAGAUUAGACCAAUGUUAUAGAUUAGAUUUUUGUAGAAUAAAUGCAUCUAUUAUUGUUUACUUUGGUUAAAUAUGUCACUGAAUAUUGUAAUAAUAUUUGCUCAUUGCAAAUGAGUUAAAAUGUUUUUCAAAAUAAAAAAAUAAGUUGAAACAAA